GUAGACGGCAAGCAAGCCUCGUUUCGAAUCGAAUCGGAUUGUACUGGACUGGACUGGAUUGGAUUGAAAACAUUGAAUAGUAUAGGAUUGAACUGGAUUGAACUGAACUGGAUUGGAUCGGAUAGGAGCGAACGCAUCUGAAGCGGGAAUCCUUGCAUCGCACGAACCACGAAGGAAAAGGAAUUGCCCAAAACCCGAAGCAGUGGCAAUGGACGGCCCGAAGCCACCUCCAACGGGCGCCAAUCCCCCCGUCGGAGACCCCGGCGGUGCUUCCGGCAAGCCGCCGGCAACAGCAACGGAUGCCGCACUGUUCACGACGUCCAAAACGACCAAGGCAAGCGCGUCACCGAGGGCGGCGGCGGGGGCGUCUCCCCCGCGGACCCUGCGGGAAACCGUUCACACCAGUGUCCUCGGGAGAGACGCCGGGGACUCGGAGCGCAUCCCCAGCGGUGCGGGUGGUUCCUCGAAGCAAGGGAGGUCUUCCCGGGCGGGCGGGAGCGGACCCUACCAGCCGAUCGCGUCUCCCGGGGAACCGGCCGCGAGCCAGGCCGAGCACGGGUGGUGGGGAACCCGCCUGUUCGGGGGGGCCAACGGCCGGGAGGACCGCGGCGGAAGCAAGGGUGACGCGGAGGGGAGCAACGGAAGCAGCCACGCCCGCAAGCAGAGGAGGAGCGGAAAGGCCCGCUACAGCGGGAUCGAKCAGGAGGUCUCCCGGUACGAUCCCCCGCCGCAGCUCCCGGCCCCCACGGACGCCACGGUGGCUUCGACCUCGGCCUCCACGGCCACCUCCACYGCCACCCGGGAAGACCGCGUCCGGGAGGAYUGUUCCUAUUUCUACCGGGGAAUGGAGGAGCACCAGCCGCAAGCGCAUCCCGCCGAUCCACACCGCACGGCUCCCUUCCACAAGACAAAGACGCACCGGGGAUCCGGCCGGACCGCCGCCGCCGCCAAUUCCCUGCUGCGGCGCAUGUCGGUCCGGGCCCGCCUGUCCGGAAGCGUCGACGGGGCCCUCUUCAUGAGCAAGUACGAACGGCUCAACCAGGUGAUCGACUCGCCCCGCCACAAGCACCGGAGGGCCAGGGGCUCACGCCACGAGCGGGGCCAGCCCUACACCGGAAACGACAACACCCAGGGGCACAACCACGACCUCUUCCUCGACGAGGAGACGGUCGAGGACGAGGUGGGGGGGAACGCCGACUCGWCCUCCUCCUACCGGGAGCACAUUCCCUCCCCGACCAACAACGUCGUCAUGGACCCGACCCUCUUCCGGGCAAACCGGUCCGGCCAGCGGGUCCAGGUCCGGUCCAGCAUGUUCUUCGAGCAGGACGGGAGGAUGCUCAUGCGGCUCCCCCGGGACCAGGUCCGGCUGGUGAUGGACUACAACCUCGAGCCGGGGAUCCUCUCGGUCGAGCAGUGGAGGAGCAAGGAGGAGGCGGACCGGACCAUCGAGCGAAUGGCGGUUUCGGCCGACGCCGCAACACCCCGGACGAAGGGCGGCCCCAACCAUGGCUCGCAAACCGAGCGGYGGCGGCGAGACCGCGAAAAGCGGCGCCUGCGGCGAGAAAAGGAACGGGAACGACGCUUGCGCAGRAGGCAAAAACGAAAGGAAAAGAAACAGAAAAAGAAGCUGCUGCGGGAGAAAGCAGCGGCAGCAACAGCAAAGAACGACACGGACGGAUCGGCAACGGARGACCGUGACGCCAGCGGUCACGAUCCGGGGGAUUCGUCGUCCUCGUCGUCCUCGUCCUGGUCCUCCAGCGACUCGGACGCAAGCAGCAGCUGCGACACGUACCUGGACUACGACCUGGAGGAGGGACGCCCCGGCCUCGCCGAGCUCCCCGAGCUCAAGUACGUCAUCACGGUYCCCGACGACCUCUACCGCCGGAUGGUGGGGGAAAUGAGCGCCAAGAUCUUUCCCCCCGCCUGGGGAUUCUUCAAGUGCUGCCACCAGGAAUCGGAGMGGGCCGACAUCAAGCUUGCCCUGGUGAUCCUGGCGGUCGUCAUGGCCCUGCUCUUUGUCGGGUCCCUCGAGUGGCGGACGACCUAGGGGUUGGCCUCGGGUCCGGGGCUUGCGCCGUGUCUUGGUAGGGCCGGGCAAAGCACAGCGCCGCGUAGCGUAGCCAAGCGCAGAUGCGUGGCAGAAAAUAGCGCCAAAGAAAAAAGAAAUCAUCCUUUUUAACUCGUACUAUAGGUUACUACAGUAUUGUAUUCUAGUAGGAAGCAUCGUGGUAUUCGAAAACAACAACGAAUACGACCACCGCUGCAUCACGUAUUUCGACUCUACUGAUCCCGUACGACUACAAACACCAAUAGAAAACUAACGACACA
This is a messenger RNA of Pseudo-nitzschia multistriata, 2328 nucleotides long. NCBI's taxonomy places the organism in Eukaryota, Bacillariophyta, Bacillariophyceae, Bacillariales, Bacillariaceae. The record is from the annotation of a GenBank genome assembly.